Messenger RNA from Peronospora farinosa, 315 nucleotides. NCBI's taxonomy places the organism in Eukaryota, Oomycota, Peronosporomycetes, Peronosporales, Peronosporaceae. The record is from the annotation of a GenBank genome assembly.
AUGGGUGAACUUCCAGAAAGGAUUUUCAAUUCUUUGGUUUACCAAGGCUCGGUAGAAGAGCUAACGCUCAAGGAACUGUGUGCGGUGAUCGACAAAUUUGUUUCAACCUUUGAUUUAACUCACGAUCCGGACUCAGUAAUGACGACGGUAGAAGCCCAAUUAAGCCUUUUUCGUGUUUUUGGUCACGCAGUGCUUCGUGUUGCUGCAACUAGAGAUUACCUAUCUUCGGAUGUUGGAUCUCUUAUGCAAUGGCUGGGAAAACUAUACUUAGACAAGCCAGACUUCGAUUUUCAGUCAGUACUCAGCCAGCUUUGA